UGGAGCAGGGUGGGCAUGACAUGUGAGCCAAAUCUGCUCAGAUACAACAAACAGCUAAAGUAUGUCUGCGGCAGGGGCGGGUCGACGCUGUGAGGGACCCGACUCAGGUGAAUAAGAGAAAAGCUGAAUUAUCACCUGUUUUGGAGGUUUCUUUAUCUCCAGUGAGGGGACACCGACACGGCGGCUGAAGCGUCCCCGUGCCUCCUUUACCCUGCCUCAGCGCGGCAGGCGUCAAGGUGCCGCAGGAGGGAGAGCCGCUGUUUCGUGAACAACUGGAGCAAGACGUUUCUGCGCAGAUAAACGCCUCGGCUUUACUAAAAGACGGACCCACGGGAGUGGACACCAUGUCAAAGGAGACGAGAGGGAAAGGAAUCCGAAAGCACAGCGCCACACACUGGUGUCUGCAGAACAUUGCACAAGAAUCAGUUGACAGCUCGGAUGAGGAGUUCUUUGAUGCCAGAGCAGAUGUUAUGGAGGGAAAGAGCGCCAUACUGCUCGGCAUGAGUCAGUGGAACUCAAAUGACCUGGUGGAGCAGAUUGAAACUCUCGGACACAUGGAGGACCAGUCACAUGCGGGUCUCUAUCAGCUGGGUGGCCCACGUUGUGCCCCUCAGAGCAGCAUUGAAGGCCUGGAGGACGUAGAGAUGAAAUGUAAGACGCAUGUGCUGCUGCUGGUGGUGCACGGUGGAAACAUCCUGGACACAGCGGGCGGGGACCCCAGCACAAAGGCGGGCGAUGUGGACACCCUGGCCUCGGUGCUGGAGAAAGUGGCUCGUGCACAUUUCCAGGCAGCCGCAGAACACGUGAUGAUCAAGCUGGUGUCGUGUCCGGCUGUGUGCGCAGAAGCCUUCUCACUGGUUUCAAACCUGAACCCGUACAGCUAUGAUGAAAGCUGCGUGUCGAGCAGCGUGGACCACCUCCCCCUGGCUGCUCUCCCGCUCCUCGCCAUCGUCUCCCCCCGCUAUCAGGAUGCCGUGGCGACAGUAAUCGCCCGAGCCAACCAGGUGUACCACAACUUCCUGCAGUCAGAGGACGGCCAAGGAUUCAGGGGUCAGGUCUGCAUGAUGGGGGACUGUGUGGGAGGCGUGCUGUGCUUUGACGCUUUGUGCUUCAGUAACCACCAGAGGCCUGGCAGCCCCAACAACAGCAGCAGGAACAACAGCACCGAGAGCCUGAAGGAUAACUCAGGCCUGCUAGGAGAGUCCAGCCUGAGUACCAGCAAGAGGCUGAGCAAGAGCAACAUCGAUAUCUCUGCACCCAAUGACGGGCACGGCCAAGGUGGGCCGCCACUCAGCCGCAAGCAGAGUGACUCAUACGAUGGAGACACGUUGUCAACGGGACAGCACAGCUUCUUCUCCAGUCUGGAGGUUCGAGGAAGCAGCAGCCCCAGUCUGGUGUUGAACCCUGGCAGAUUUGACUUUGAGGUUACAGACUGCUUCCUGCUUGGCUGUCCGCUGGGCCUGGUGCUGGCUAUGAGGCGCACAGUGCUGCCGACUGUUCAAGUGAGCCAGCUCCAUCCAGCCUGCUCUCAAAUUUUCAACCUGUUUUACCCCUCGGACCCUUCUGCCUCAAGACUUGAGCCCCUGCUGCAGCCCCUCUUCCACAAGCUGCCCCCGUUUGCUGUUCCACGCUACCAGCGCUACCCUCUAGGAGAUGGACGCUCAAUGCUCAUAGCUGAGAGUAUUCAAGGUCAUCCUAAUGUGUUUCUGGAGAGCGAUCAAACUUCAGGAGGUACAGCUUCACAGUCAUCCUCCGAGACAAAGACCGAAGGAGGAGGAGAUGGAGGUCGUAGAGCCAGUGUGACCAGUGUGGAAAGUGAAACGUCAGUUUGCUCCAUGGGCCAGUUGGAGAACACCAUCAGUAACAUUUCCAGCAGCUGGUGGGGCUCCAAGAGGCUGGAUUAUGCUUUGUACUGCCCUGAUGUGCUGACCUCCUUCCCGACAGUGGCUCUGCCUCACCUUUUUCACGCCUCCUACUGGGAGUCCACUGACGUAGCAGCUUUUGUUCUCCGGCAGCUCAUGAGAUGUGACUGUGUGAAGACCCAGGAAGCAGACAAUCUGGACUCGGCUCCGUUCUCUCCCUCCAGCCCACGAGAAAAAUGGCUCAGAAGGAGGACACACGUCAAAUUAAGGAACGUCACAGCCAACCACAGGGUGAAUGACGUCAUCGCCAACGAGGACGGGCCUCAGACCCUGGUUGGUCGCUUCAUGUACGGCCCCUUGGACAUGGUCACUCUAACCGGUGAAAAGGUGGACAUCCUGCUCAUGACACAACCUCAGUCUGGCCGCUGGGUGCAUUUUGACACGGAGGUGACCAACAGCAGCGGCAGGGUCACAUACACAAUCCCCAAGAGCAAGAAGCUCGGCCUAGGAGUCUAUCCAAUUAAAAUGGUGGUCAAGGGAGAUCAAACAAGUGCAGAGGCCUACUUAACCGUGUUGCCACGAGGCAUGGAGUGUGUGGUCUUCAGCAUUGAUGGAUCUUUUGCUGCAAGUGUGUCCAUCAUGGGAAGUGACCCCAAAGUCCGUCCCGGAGCUGUGGAUGUUGUCAGGCACUGGCAGGACCUUGGAUAUCUCAUCAUCUACAUCACAGGCCGCCCUGACAUGCAGAAGCAGCGUGUGGUGUCCUGGCUCUCACAGCACAACUUUCCACAUGGGAUGAUCUUCUUCUCCGAAGGCCUUGUCCAUGAUCCCCUGAGACAAAAGACCAUCUUCCUCAGGAACCUCAUACAGGAGUGUCACAUUAAGAUCAACUCUGCUUACGGCUCCAUGAAGGACAUCUCUGUUUACAACAUGCUUGGCCUUAGCCCCUCACAGAUUUAUAUUGUUGGCAGACCAUCGAAAAAGUACCAAAAUCAGUGUCAGUUCCUAAGUGAGGGCUACGCAGCUCACCUCUCCACACUCCAGUUUGGCCACAGAGCCAGACCCAAGAAGUCUCCUUCGGUUCGUAUGGUGUUGAGAAAAGGCUCGUUCGGUCUCUCAGCCAAGCCUGACUUCCUGUGUAAGCGCACCCACCUACGCAGAACCAUGUCAGUGCAACAGCCUGACCCGCCCUGCACACCCAACCCCAAGCCUGAGCGAGCCCAGAGUCAGCCAGAGUCAGAUAAGGACCACGGUGGUGGAGGAGGAGGAGGUGGAGGAGGAGGCAGGGGAGGUGGGCAUGGAGCAUGGGGUCGGGCCUCCAUGCAUCGUGGAGACACGACUCCCUGACGUCAGAAAAAGAGAAGGAAGGAUUUCAUGAUGGGACAGGAGGGCAAAGGGGUCUUAGUGUCUGGGGCCAAGAGAUUCAUUUCUUCUUUCUGUACAUGUACUUUGGAUCUUCACAGCUCAGCUUUACCUCCUGCUUGGCCCUCUACACUUUACAUCCUCUUCAGAUCUUUUUGUGACCUGCUCGAUGGAUUGCGUCACACAGUCUUUGUGCCUGAUUUUAAGCAGUUACCCUGGAUGGUAACUUUUAUUAUGAAUGUCUGUGGAAGCUCAAUUUGUGUCCAAUUGUAAAAUCAAAAGAAUGUAUUUCAGACAGCAAACACAUACACAUCAGAGGAGAGGUGACAGUCUCCUUUAGACGGCUGUGCUGACAGGUGGUCGUGUAGACAGAUCCUGUUUUACAUCCAUGAUGUAAAUACUCAUUAUACACCCUCCCUGUGUGCGCCUCUGGAAGCACUGUGACACUAAGGCUCAAUAUUUACACAAGCUCUGCAAUCUGGAGCCCAAAUCAACCAAUCUCGCCUGCCUCCAUUACUCCACUGUACUACUGUAAGAUAUCUCCCACAUUUUAUGGCUGGCCGACUACUUCCCCCACCCCUCUCCUCCUCCUCAACCAGUCAGGCAGAACAUGCCUGUAGACAGCCACCUCAUACCAGGAGCUGAAUUGUGCAGUGUGCACCGCUCGGCCCCUGAGGUCGCAUUUGCACUAUCAAAGUACACGGCAGUGUUUCUGACAUACAGCUGCAGAUUGCUUCUGAAACACUGAGUUGUGUUUGUAUUUUAUUGUAUUUGAAGUUUCUGUUUUUCCUGAUGGUCACUGUAACUACUGGACUAAGAAAUGUUUACAGAUUGAUAGACACAGUUGUAAAAGUGAACAGAAAUGUACCUGUGUAAUUCAAAUGGCAGAGUAAUUUCCAUGUGCUGCACCUUUAGAUAGGUUGCUUGAUUGUUGCAGUAGCUUUCAGUACUCCGUACAAUAGAGCCCAUGAAUACGGUUGACUUUCCAACAUUUAAAACAGCUGUGAUGAAAUCUGAUGCUGUCUUGUGCACUGAAGGUUCAAGUCUUACUGUGGUCAUGUUUGAAACUCUGUGAAAGUCACACAUAUUUUUCUAUAAGGAAAUAUUGUAAAAAAUAUUUUCAAUGUAUGUUUUUGAACAUUUUGUUGUCUGACUUGUUGAAUUGUUGAUUUUUGCCUUAAAUUAUUUUUGAUGUCGUGUAAAGAUACAAAAAUUUGUUAGAUUUGUUCAACCAAAGUAUUAAGUUUAAUGUAAUUUAUUGACAAAGUGCAUUUUAUCAAGUAGAUAUUUUGCAUUGACAUGUUUUAGAUACUGUAUAUUUGUGUGCAUGUGUGAGUGUGUGUCUCGGUGUUUGUUGUGGAGUCGUGUUUACCGUGAACAUGAAGACAGCUAUGACAGGGAGGCCAGUGUGAAAAUACCUGUAUGCUCUCACUGCAGCUCACUACUGCCGGCUUUUCAGGAUUGGGCGUGCUUUUUUGUAGCUUUGGAUUGAAGCAGUGUCAGAGGAUUUAGGUUCAGGUUUUAGACCUGCUAAGAAAAAGGGCUUAUGAGUUCUUGGGGUGUCUGAGAGUGGGACAUGUGAGCCAGAAGGAAACUGUCUUUAACUCUUUUUCUUUCAAUGCCUAGGUGGUCCAGUAAUGCCAUUUAAUCACUACUAAGUAUGUUUGGCUCCCUGUAAUUGCAGUGCACUAAUUAGCAUUACUUAGUAACUGUACAAUAUUGUAAAAACAAUACUGGAAUAUUUAACUCCAUUUUGUUUUGCAUUUUAGAUUAUUUCAAGAAAACUGUCAUCCAAACAGCCAAAUGAUCAUCCCCAUCGAUGCAUAUGCACUUAUCAAAGUCACCCUGUGAGCCUGUACAACAAAUACUGACAUAUCUCUGCAUAGCUAUGACACACUAGAGGGGUGAAAUAUUGAAGCUGGGCAACAUUUCAGUACAGCAGUGUUAGUAAAUGGCAAAUGAUGACCUAAUGGUUAAAUGGUGAUUGUUCUGUGCAUGUUAAUUAUUUGAUAUUUUUCAGUAAUUUUUCAUAUUUCUAGUCCUUUUAACUAAUAGAGUAGUUAUCUGUAAAUACUUGUUAAAAAAGUCCAUCAUGGAUGUAAAACAACCCACAAAUAAGUUUAGUUUAAUACGUUUAUGAUGAAUAAGGAAGGAAACAUUCACUUUUACUUCCACUUACUUUUACCAAAGCUUAGAGACACUGACAGACCAUAUAAAUCCCAUUCUGAAUUCUUUAAUCAACGUACUAAGUUUUUCAAAUGAUUAGUAUUCACAAAAUCAUGACUUAACUAUUGGGUAGUAACCUACUGAUAAUUUGCCAUUUAUUAACAGUAUGUAUGACUAAAUAAGCCUCAAUAAGUUAUGCAUUGUUGUAGUCUUAUUAUCAGUCUAAUAAGCAUUCAACACUGGCCUUUUAACAACUAAAAAAAGAUCUUGGUUUCAAAGCUACAAAGCUUUUGUUUUGUACAGAUCUCCUGUGAUGAUUGUUAAUGUGUUUAAUGGACCCAGUCCAUCUGUCAUGAUUGCAUUAAUAAAGAUAUUUCACAGUGGGAGGGUUU
Messenger RNA from Cheilinus undulatus (humphead wrasse), 5779 nucleotides. It is a transcript of the gene pitpnm3, whose product is annotated as PITPNM family member 3. NCBI's taxonomy places the organism in Eukaryota, Metazoa, Chordata, Actinopteri, Labriformes, Labridae. Gene Ontology annotation, cellular component: cytoplasm. Gene Ontology annotation, biological process: phospholipid transport. Bases 345 to 3206 code for a protein of 953 amino acids. Gene Ontology annotation, molecular function: phosphatidylinositol transfer activity; metal ion binding; phosphatidylcholine intramembrane carrier activity. The record is from RefSeq and is a predicted model, not a curated record. The transcript is spliced from 20 exons.